AAAAAAGAAAAGAUGAUGAGGAGAAACGGGCAAAAGAUAAAGUGGUGAAAAGAUGGCAAGAAGUUGGCUGAUAUAUUCCAUGAAGAACAACAGCCUCUUUUGCUUCUGCUGCAAAUUGUUUUCCAAGAGGAACAUUCAUUUAACAAUUUCAGGAAUGGCAAAUUGGAAACAUGCAAGCACUCACCUCACAUCACAUGAAAACAGUCCAGAACAUCUCAAUUGCAUGAAAGCAUGGAAGGAACUGGCAGUGAGGUUAAGAAGUGGACAAACUAUUGAUAAGCAGGAGGAGGCACUACUUGAGGCUGAGAGGGUGAGAUGGAGAGCAGUGCUGACACGUCUCACUGCUAUUGUACAGUCACUGGCGGUUCGAAAUUUGGCUCUAAGGGGACACACAGAAACACUGUUCACACCAUCAAAUGGGAAUUUUCUCAAAGAGGUCGAACUUAUGGCCAAGUUUGAUCCCAUUAUGAAAGAUCACCUUAACCGUGUCAAAAGAGGAACAGCAAGUCACAACAGCUACCUAGGGCAUCAUGUGCAGAAUGAGCUGAUUGAUUUGUUAAGCAGCAAAAUCAUAUCUGAUAUAGUGGAUGACAUCAAGCAGGCAAAGUUUUUUUCAAUAAUUCUGGACUGCACUCCAGAUAUAAGCCACAUAGAACAGUUGUCAGUGGUCAUUAGAGUGGUGUCACUGAUGGAGAAGCCCCAUAUCAGGGAACAUUUUAUGGGAUUUUUGAAGGCAGAGGAGUCCACAGGGCAGCACUUGGCAUCCAUGAUCCUGACAAGACUUGAGGAGUUGGGAAUUCCUUUUGACGACUGCAGAGGACAAUCAUAUGACAACAGGGCAAACAUGAAGGGCAAAAAUAAGGGAGUUCAAGCCAGGCUCUUAGAAAAGAAUCCUAGAGCUCUGUUUGUGCCAUCCUCCUCCCAAAGAUGGUCCAUUCUGAAGAACCAUGUGAGCAUCACCUUAAAGAUGUGGGCAGAAACAAGGUGGGAGAGCAAGGUCAAGAGCGUUGAGCCCACGAGGUACCACGGAGCUGCCGUGAGAGAGGCUUUAAUUGAGGUGAGAGACAACACCAAAGACCCUGCUAUAAAGGCUGAGGCCCAGUCUUUGUCUGAGGAGGUGGGGUUGUACGCUUCAGCAUCUGCACGGUUGUUUGGACUGCAAGAAGUCCGCUACAUCUUCAUGGAGAUUCCAGAACCUUUCAAACACACGGCCCUUGCUUAA
This is a messenger RNA of Polypterus senegalus (gray bichir), 1222 nucleotides long. RefSeq names its product zinc finger MYM-type protein 1-like. The record is from RefSeq and is a predicted model, not a curated record. Bases 53 to 1222 code for a protein of 389 amino acids. The transcript has 4 exons. NCBI's taxonomy places the organism in Eukaryota, Metazoa, Chordata, Cladistia, Polypteriformes, Polypteridae.